This is a messenger RNA of Cynara cardunculus var. scolymus (artichoke), 486 nucleotides long. Its product is annotated as wound-induced protein 1-like. The record is from RefSeq and is a predicted model, not a curated record. The transcript has a single exon. NCBI's taxonomy places the organism in Eukaryota, Viridiplantae, Streptophyta, Magnoliopsida, Asterales, Asteraceae. The coding region runs from base 1 to 486 and encodes 161 amino acids.
AUGUGUAACCCACACCACCAAAACACGGCGGAGGAAUGCCACCGGAAUCUGCUGUCUAACUUCUACAAAGCAUUGGCCACCCGAGACGCCACCACCGUCCACCGUCUCCUAACUCCCGAUAUCGAAUGGUGGUUUCAUGGUCCACCGUCGUGCAACCGUCUUAUGGGUCUGCUCACCGGCUGUUCCGAUGACCGCUCCUCCUUCACUUUCGACCCUCUCUUAGUCGUCUCCAUCGGUUGUUCCAUGGUGGUGGCAGAAGGCUACUUGCCGGAGAAUCAUAACGUCAGCUGGGUGCAUGCGCUGACCGUCGUUGACGGGAUUAUAACUCAGGUGAGGGAGUAUUACAACACUUCUGUUACCGUCACCCGUUUUGCCAAGUCAGCAAACGUCCACGUGCUUCCACAGGGUGGUGACAAUUGUCAGUGUGUGUGGCAGAGCAUGCUUACUGAUCAUAAAUCUAUGCCUGGUCUUCUUAUUGUAAUUUAA